GGCCGUCCCUACUCGUUCUCUCCUAAGAGGGAGAGAGAGAACGUCCAGAGGGAGGAGGCGAUCAAAGAACAGAGAAAGCGAGCGAAGAGAGAAGUGGCGCUCUGUUUGUGGAGCAGUACGGGACCAUGUUGUCAGGCUGCUCUUUGAUCUGGACCGGGGCGCUCCUGUUGGGGCUCCAGGCUUUGCUGACCCAGGCAUCUGAAUUCCAACACCACGGAUAUGAGGAGAUGGUGAGAGCCCUUUUUGCGGUUCAAAGCGAGUGUCCCUACAUUUCCCGUGUCUACAGCAUCGGCCGGAGUGUGGAGGAUCGACACCUUUACGUGUUGGAGUUCAGUGAUAAUCCAGGCGUCCAUGAAGCAUUGGAGCCAGAGUUCAAGUACGUGGGGAACAUGCAUGGGAACGAGGUGCUUGGCAGGGAGCUGCUCAUCUACUUAUCCAAGUUCCUGUGCGAGGAAUACCGGUCAGGAAACGAGCGGAUCACACGGCUUAUUCACGACACACGGAUCCAUAUCCUUCCUUCCAUGAACCCGGAUGGAUAUGAAGUGGCCGCCAGGCAGGGUCCAGAGUUCAACGGCUACUUAGUAGGCCGUGGAAAUGCAAAGGAUAUAGACCUGAACCGCAAUUUCCCCGACCUGAACGCUCUGAUGUACUACUAUGAGAGGCACAAUGGCCAAAACCACCACCUGCCACUGCCAGACAACUGGGAACUACAGGUUGAGCCGGAAACUUUAGCUGUGAUCAAAUGGAUGGACAAUUAUAACUUUGUUCUCUCAGCUAACCUCCACGGUGGAGCAGUUGUUGCCAACUACCCAUUCGAUAAGUCCCGAGAGCCCCGGAUAAGAGGCAGGACGACAUACUCAACCACGCCUGAUGACAAAAUAUUCAGAAAGCUGGCAAAGACAUACUCCUAUGCCCACAGCUGGAUGCAUAAGGGCUGGAACUGUGGGGAUUACUUUGAUGAAGGAAUUACAAACGGAGCCAGCUGGUACUCUUUGUCAAAGGGUAUGCAGGACUUCAACUACCUCCAUACUAACUGUUUCGAGAUUACCCUGGAGCUCAGCUGUGAUAAAUUCCCUCCAGCAACGGCCCUCGCCAAUGAAUGGCUUGCCAACAGGGAGGCUCUGGUGUCCUACAUGGAGCAGGUGCACCAUGGGAUCAAAGGGAUGGUGUAUGAUGAAAACAACAACCCGAUCAGCAAUGCCGACAUCUCUGUGGCAGGCAUAAACCAUGACAUGACCAGCGGGCCGGAUGGAGAUUAUUUCCGGCUACUGUUGCCUGGGACCUACACGGUUACCGCAUCUGCACCAGGGUACCAACCCUUUACCAGCAUGGUGACAGUGGGACCUGCAGAAGCUGUACAGCUACAUUUCUAUUUGAAGCUUCAGCCCAAAGUGUCAAACUUGCAUGCAAAAGCUCAUCCCAACAAGAAAGGCCAUUCGACAGCUAAACUUCCUCCCACCAACCUUGGGCCAAGAUAAAGAGCAUGAACGUUUCUGUCAACGAAGACAAAACUCUGUCUCUGUUUUUAAAAACUGAAGAUGAGUAGAAAAUGAAAAGCAAAUAUGGACUCUCACUGUGACGAACCGUAUAGUUGUUUGCAUAGAUGCAUAAGAGUGUGUUUUUCAGAAAUACAAGUUUUGCUCUCAUGUUGUUUUAGAGCUUAAACCUGUAUGUAUAGGGUUUGGGUUACAAGAACAUGGAAAUAUACAGUAAGUGUACAAAAAUAUUUCUCAUUUUAUGAGAAAUUAGCCCAACUAAUGGUGACCUUUCGAUGGGGUAUUAUUGGAUACUGUAAUCUAUAUCUAAAUAUGAAGUGAGGUCAGUUAAAGGAUAAAUAUCUCAUAUGUUGAUAAUAAUACUAAAAAUGUUAUCAUUUAAAAAUAAACCAAAAGUGGUGUUUAAUACAUUCUUUGGCCAAUUAUUGUUGAAAGUUAAACAUAGAAUUUUAAGCUUUCAAGUUCAUCUGUUGUUCUCCACAACCAACGUCAUUACAGCACUAGGCCAAUAGAGUGUUAAAAGAAACCCGUUUCUUCUUACCAAUGGCCUGCUACAGCACCUCUGAUGGACAACUUUAAAGGUGAUUUUCUCAAUAUUUGGAUUUUUUUCACCCUCAGAUUCCAGAUUUUCAAACUGUAUUUCGACUAAAUUAUUUCCUAUUUUAACAAACCCCAUAAAUCAAUGAAAAGCUUAUUUUUUCACCUUUAAGAUGAUGAAUAAAUCUCUUGAAAAAUGUAA
This is a messenger RNA of Triplophysa dalaica, 2235 nucleotides long. RefSeq names its product carboxypeptidase N, polypeptide 1 (gene cpn1). Gene Ontology annotation, molecular function: zinc ion binding; metallocarboxypeptidase activity. Bases 126 to 1478 code for a protein of 450 amino acids. Gene Ontology annotation, biological process: proteolysis. NCBI's taxonomy places the organism in Eukaryota, Metazoa, Chordata, Actinopteri, Cypriniformes, Nemacheilidae. The transcript is spliced from 9 exons. The record is from RefSeq and is a predicted model, not a curated record.